Messenger RNA from Phyllopteryx taeniolatus (common seadragon), 2240 nucleotides. It is a transcript of the gene tbc1d7, whose product is annotated as TBC1 domain family, member 7. The coding region runs from base 390 to 1274 and encodes 294 amino acids. Gene Ontology annotation, molecular function: GTPase activator activity. The record is from RefSeq and is a predicted model, not a curated record. The transcript has 7 exons. Gene Ontology annotation, biological process: negative regulation of TOR signaling; activation of GTPase activity. Lineage: Eukaryota; Metazoa; Chordata; Actinopteri; Syngnathiformes; Syngnathidae.
AGAAGUAGCGUUUGACAGGCAUGUAAGCGCUGCAAUUUUAAGGCAUUGUUAGUCAUAAAUGCGUCUCUAAGAUAAAUAUAUAUACAUAUAUAUAUAUUUUUUUUCUUUUUCUUUUGUAGCCUUGACAAGAGUAGAGCAAUCAAGAAGGUUUAAAGUGUAGGCGACGAAGCACUCCAGAAACGUCGCAAAACGUGCAAGAGCUUUGCAAAUAUUUUCAUACCGUAAUACUAAAUAUAGCGCCAGUAAAUGUGAUUCAAAAUGUACACACGCUGUCAGUGUGUGCACGUGGACGGGUUGGGUUCUCAACAUAAUCACCAGUGAGGUGUUUGUCCAUUGAUUUCGAGAUUCACGUUUUGUCUCGUGUGUGACUGGUUUGGUCAAGUGAAAUUAUGGCUGACGAUCCACAGAGAAACUUUCGCUCAACUUAUUAUGAGAAAGUUGGCUUUAGGGGGGUGGAGGAGAAAAAGUCCCUUGAAAUACUGCUGAAGGAUAACCCUCUGGAUCUUGAAAAGCUGAGUACCUUCAGUCAACGGUUCCCCCUCCCAUCUAUGUAUAGGGUUCAUGUGUGGAAAGUGUUGCUAGGCAUCCUGCCACCCCACAGUGACUCUCAUACUCUGGUUGGAAGCUACAGAAAGGAUCAGUACCAAGACAUCAUGGAGGCUCUGGAGGUGAUGAGAUUCAUCAACUCUUCCACAUCCUCCACCCAUGUGUACUUGCGUAUGUUCCAGCUGGAGAGCCAGGUGCUACCGCGCUGCUCUGAAAUCUCACCACCAGAUGAAGAGAACGAGGACUUCCUGUCCAUCAGUCAAGCAAUGGAGGAGAUAGUAGAGGAUCCCGUUGACUGCUACUGGCUCAUUAAAAGUUUUAUCAGUCAGUUCCACACCAAGUUUGGAGAUUCAAUUCCUCAUCUUCCAAAGAGCCUCGAGCACUACUUGAGUCAGGAGGAGCCUGGGCUGCUGAGCCAUUUGAAGAACACCGGUGCGUUGGCACAACUUCCAUACAGCCUCUGGUUCAGGCGCUGCUUUGCUGGCUGCCUGCCUGAAUCGAGCUUGCAGAGAGUGUGGGACAAGGUAAUCAGUGGCUCCUGUAAGAUCCUGGUGUUUGUUGCCCUGGAGAUCCUGCUCAGCUACAAGAUUAUGUUGCUGGGUAUCAGCCGACCAGAGGGUGUAGUCAAGUUUCUUUGCAAUAUACCGCAGGAGAACACAGAUGUCAUCGUGACUAAAGCUAUUGAUCUAUGGCACAAAUAUUGUGGCACCCCCAUACAUGCCAUGUAAACUGUGAGGGAAAUCUGUUUUAUCCAGAGAGACUCCCAAACUGGACUGUAAAUGACUUAUCUAUCAUCAGUGUCUUGUUGCUGAUAAAAUGAGAAAUAACUUCAAAGGACUUGACACUGCAAGCAGCUAGAGGAGCAGGUGAGAAUAUUAGCGUUUAAGAAAAGAAGCUGCCAAAAUCCCAUUUCUUUCUUUAAGAAACGCCAUACAUCAUAGAAGACAAUAAAUACAUGGAGUUGUUCUGCUUAACAAAUAGUCACUUUCUUUGUUAUUUACAAGUCUUAUAAUGCAAGUAGCUUGCAUAUGCACACACACACACACACACACAAAAUCACGCAGAUGCUCUUACAUACAAACAUACCGAGCAGUUGUCCAAGUGAUAAAAAAUUCAGAAUUCACUGGAAACAAUAUACUCGACACAAAUACAAUUGCAACAGUUCUGUUUUUGCUCAUAUUUCCCACAAAUUGAAGUAGAGGAAAUAGUGUAAGAUUUUAUACUUGCAAACCAAAGGCUUAUUUCUGUCAAAUUUGAUUCACAAAUGAUAAAUUGUGUCUGUCCUUGUUAAAGUCUGUAUUGGGAGACUUUUACGUUUUCUAAAAUUGGGGAGAUGGCAAAUGGCAUAUUGCACAGGUUUGCCUGACUGCUAACAAUGAAAGACAACUCUGGUCUUUUUAUUGUGAUGAUUGUUAAGGCAUUUCCUGUGCAAUAACCACAUACAUUACAUCAUUUUGAAUUGUCUUACCUGCCAGUUAUAUGAAGUGCUCUUUAAUAGGUAUAUUAAAUGAAUCAAAGAGCUAUAGCAUAAGCUUUUGUUUGGCAUAUACUGUAGUUAGACAAAACAAAGACAAAAGUGUUGCACGGAUAUUUUCAGUAAGUGUAAAAUCAUUGUAAGGUGUUCAUAUUGGCAUGUUUAACGUUUUUUUUCCUGUGUAUACAAAUGCUGUAUUAAAUAAAAUAUGUAUAAAUAA